Danio rerio (zebrafish) is the source of this 581-nucleotide messenger RNA. NCBI's taxonomy places the organism in Eukaryota, Metazoa, Chordata, Actinopteri, Cypriniformes, Danionidae. The record is from RefSeq and is a predicted model, not a curated record.
UUACGUACCCCGAACGUCACUUUUCCGCUGCGGUAGCGGUUAGCAUGCUGGCUAGUAUAAACAAUGCUUGACGUCGUUGUGUAAUGUGACAUUUAUUCUUCUAAAAUAUCAUCAAUCAUUUAUCAUUUUCAAGACAAUCUCGUCGAGCAUCAUGGAAACGGAAAACCGAGCCAAAAAGAGAGUGUACUCGGAGAAGUCUGCUUCUGAGGGAUCGGAGGAUGAUGACUACGUGCCGUAUGUUCCUGUCAAGAUCAGAAAACAGCAGAUGCUCCAGAAGGUGAUGCGUCUGCGGGGUAAAGGCCUGACGGAGGAGGAGCAGAAGGACAGUGGUGGAGAACAGAAGGAUGAGGAUGAAGGUCUGGGUCCUCGAUCUAAUGUCAGCCUGCUGGACCAACAUCAGCACCUCAAGGAGAAAGCAGAAGCUCGAAAGGAGUCUGCCAAGGAGAAACAGCUGAAGGAGGAGGAAAAGAUUCUGGAGAGUGUGGCUGAAGGCAGAGCCCUGAUGUCUGUGAAGGAAAUGGCCAAAGGAAUCACAUAUGAAGAUCCAAUAAAGACAAGGUGAGUUGACGUAUACAGCACUU